Molecule: messenger RNA, 1090 nt
Organism: Papilio machaon (common yellow swallowtail)
Lineage: Eukaryota; Metazoa; Arthropoda; Insecta; Lepidoptera; Papilionidae
Product: transcription factor Adf-1
Exons: 2
Coding region: 231-1076 (281 amino acids)
Biological process (GO): regulation of transcription by RNA polymerase II
Cellular component (GO): transcription regulator complex; nucleus
Source: RefSeq, a predicted model, not a curated record
GUCACAUCGAACUUGUCACAAAACUAAAGCGGAUCCGCUUUAAUUUCUCGUUCGCUAUGUGAUCGCUAAACCAACUUAACAACUGUCAAAGUGACAACAACGCGUUGUGAAGGACGCGAAUUUCGAAUUCGCUCCGCUUCGCGUGUUUGUGAUCGCAGCGCAACACCGCCGCCAUUCCGUUCCGUUAGUAGCGUUUCGCGUCGCACGCCGUCACCGCGUGUUCCAACGUAAUGGAUAAAUUUCGCGUCUUGAAACCAGAGACUAUAAAGGCGCUGAUAGACGUAGUUCGAAAUUAUCCAGAAAUAUACGCAGUUGGACAUUUAGAUUAUAAAAAUGCAUACAAAAAAGAAAUGGCUUGGAAGAAAAUUAAAGAAAAAAUGGGUAUGGACGUUCGAACGUUGAAGAUAAAAUGGAAAAAUCUACGAGACACUUACAGAAAACAUAAGCUUUGUCGUCGAACGGGCAACAAAGGAACCGGUAACCUAUCUAAUUGGGUGUGGGCGAAUGAAAUGUCAUUCAUAGAACCGUACAUAAAAAUAAGACCAAUUGAUAUUUCAUCGAAUAUUUCUCUUGAUUCUACUGAUUCCGAAGUUAAUGAUAAUACAGAUGAUGAAAAUGAACAGAACGAAACUCAAAAAGUCCAAAGUCCUGAACCAGAAACGGAAAUAGUUAAAAGAAGUCAAGUGAAAAGGCGACGACAUGAAAGCGACGGAGACACAAGCGACAAUAUAAUUACAAAUAUAAACACAGAAAUAAACACAGAAAGAAACACACAAGAAACCGUUGUGAAUGUGCCAUGUGACAGAACAGAUAUGGAGUUUCUAGGCUAUGCAAAUACACUGAAAAGACUGUCUGUACGCAGCCAAGCACUUAUAAAACUUCAAAUAACGAAGAUUCUAACACGAUUUCAAUUAGAAGAACUAUGUAAUGACAGUAAAAGUUCUACAUUAAGCAAUGCUCUAUGUAACGAAGAUGAAUCGUACAUAACAACCGUUCAAUUGACAGAUCUACAACCAUACUUUGUAGAUGUUGAGCAAAAGCACACACCCGAUACUCAGUCAUCAUCAUCAACUUAAAAUUAUUUCCUAAA